AUGGAUCAACGUAAACGUUCUCGUCCCGCUAACGUCUUUGGUGAAGAAGACGAGCCUACGCCAAGUUUUCUUCCAACACCGACCGAUCCCACUACUAUGUCAAAUUCAGCACCACGUCCUGAUCAGAUCAAAGCAAUGAUUGCUGCCAAAAAAGCUCAAUUGGAAGCCAUGGCGGCUAGUUUUAGGCCACCUCAAGCAAGACCAUCAUCAGCUCCUAUACGUCCACCAAUCAUAACAACGCCUACACAGAUUCCCAAUCUAACGUCAGUGGGAAUCGAUCCUGAUCUUCCCCGAAAAAUUCAAGAAGCCAAAGAAAUGGUUAGAGCAAAUUUGGCGGCGAAAGCCAACCCCUAUUUGCCUUCAACAUCCACGUUAUCGAAAUCUGAUGAUUCUUCAAAAGCAAAGGGAGGUCUUAGAGUUGAGGCACAUCCUGCACUUCUUAUGGAUCAAAGUGGGAAGUUAGAUUUGAAACGAACUGCAGCAUUAACUCCAAAGCCUAAUUUUGCUACAGUUAAGGCAAAUCAAAGGGCUGCUCCUACUGCAAAACAAGAACAAAAAGUGUCAACUCCAGAACAAACAACGGAUGUUACCCAAAACCCAUAUUUUGAUCCUAGAGCAGGUAAUAUUGCACCUCAAAGACGUGUUCGUAAAAGGUUCAAAUUUGUUCCAAAAGGUAAAUAUGAAGCUUUAGGAAAUCAAAUGAGAGCACAGGCCAAAUUAGAAAAAUUGAAGUCAGAAAUUGCCGAGAGUGUUAAAAAGGCUGGAAUGGAGGCAGAAUUAGAUUCAUCAGAUAAAGCAAUUAAGAGAGAUCCACCACCUGCACUGGAAUGGUGGGAUUUACCUUUAUUACCGAAUAAAACAUAUGACGACAUCGAUGCUGGGUUAACUAAGAUUGAUGACGAGGAUUCUCUUGUUACAUGGUUUGUUCAACAUCCAGUUCCAAUUAAACCACCAGGAGAUAAUGGACCUCCACCACCAAAACCACUAAUAUUGACAAAGAAGGAACAAAAAAAGCUUCGUAAGCAGCGCAGAUUAGAAUUACAGAAAGAAAAGCAAGAUAAAAUUCGUUUGGGAUUGUUACCCCCUGAUCAACCGAAAGUCAAACUGAGUAAUUUAAUGAGAGUUCUUACGAAUGAUGCCAUUCAGGAUCCAACCAUGGUUGAAGCGAAAGUUCGUAAAGAAAUGCAAAAACGACAAGAAACUCACUUGAAAGCUAAUGAAGAACGCAAGUUGACGGAUGAACAAAAAAAGGAAAAAAGAAUUAAAAAGUUGGAAUAUGAUGCAGAGAAAGCAACUAUAGCUUGCGUUUUCAAAGUCAAUGAUCUUUCUCAUCCUAAAAUGAAGUUCAAAGUUGAUACAAAUGCUAUACAACUCAAACUCACGGGCACAGUCAUUAUCAAUCCUAAUUUCACAUUAGUGAUUGUGGAAGGCGGGCCAAAGGCAACCAAAUAUUAUAAAAAGCUAAUGUUGCGACGUAUUGAUUGGUCAGAUACCACAAGAUUAGGUGAGGCUAGUAAUGAUCAAGAUACCGAUGAACCUAUGAAACCAGUUAAAAAGAAUAAAUGUUCAUUAAUUUGGGAAGGAGAGGUUAAAGAGCGAGGGUUUAAAGGAUUCUGGUUUAAGACAUGCCCGACUGAGAAGAUGGCACGUGAUUAUUUAAAAAAGCACAAAGGAGAGCAUUAUUGGGAUUUAGCAUCUAAAUAUGUCGAUGAUGGAUUUGAAACUAUAACUGUUUAA
Messenger RNA from Diversispora eburnea, 1737 nucleotides. The record is from the annotation of a GenBank genome assembly. Lineage: Eukaryota; Fungi; Glomeromycota; Glomeromycetes; Diversisporales; Diversisporaceae.